Molecule: messenger RNA, 1681 nt
Organism: Saccostrea echinata
Lineage: Eukaryota; Metazoa; Mollusca; Bivalvia; Ostreida; Ostreidae
Exons: 6
Coding region: 25-1101 (358 amino acids)
Source: RefSeq, a predicted model, not a curated record
CGAGAAACCCGAGAGAUUCCGAAGAUGAACGAGCUCCGAUUACGGACUUUACUGCAAGAUCGCUAUAAUACGGAAUUCUUUUCCUUAGUUCACAAGAUAAGUCGUCCAUUUACUGGGACACCAUGCUAUUCUAACAACCUCGCCUGCCAUCCUACUGUUGGAGAUAUGCGAAGUGCCCUGAAAGUGAAAAUACAAAAUGCCAUUAAUUCAGCAGUUCUUGUUGAAUCUGAGGAUCGUGGGAUAUUUGUAGGGGGUCGGAGGAGAAACAGGAAAAAGAAACGAACCAAACAUGUUAAAACAGAAAAGAAGAAAACAAAGAGGUCAGAGGUCGGAAAGGGAUCCCCCAACCUGACGGAUAAGAACAACAGAGUUGUCCAACAGAAGUCAGUGGAAGAAGACACCAAACCUCUGAUCGAGUCAGGAUUCUGUGACAGUAUUAUCUCCCUUGAAGACGUGCUUGGCCUUGACCUUGAGGAAGAAGAAGAGGAGGGGAUCCCGCCUCUUGUGGAGAGUGGAAUCAACUUUGGUCCCCUUGUGCAGUAUACAUAUGCAGUUCCAAACAUCACAGAUUACAUAGAACAGAUAGAAUCUAACGAUAUGCCGUUCUUUAAAAAGAAACAAUCACAGGAAGAUGUUGGACAGCUGCAAGAAAAAUCAAAAGAACAAGUCAACACUAAGGAAGAAUCCGAAGAACAAAUUGUGGAAAUCAGAGAAAACAAAGUAGAGCAAAUCAAGGAACCGGAAACGGAAGAUGUAAACCAAAGCGAGGCUAAAGAGAAACAUGACUCAUCCCCGCAGGAUGGGACGGAUGGUGGCACUAGUUUUUCAACAGAGGAUGGCAAGGCGACGCCAGCGAAUGGCGAAGUUAAAAAUCCUGAAACAACUCUAGACAAGACAGAAACAGAAGAAAAACAGACACUGGUCGAGGAUGGCAUCACCACAAAAUACGAAACCGAGGUUGAUGGCGUCGUCAUCGAAACAGAGCAAAAAACCGUUGCUGCUGUAACAGAACAGCCGAACGGAAAGCAGGUCUCUAAAGAGUCGUCUCCCCUGAUUACUAAAGAGGACGAUGGGACGUGUCUGUGCUGUACAAUCCUUUAAGUAGAAAACAAAAGACUCAGCCGAUUUUGUUUCGUCGGAACUUAAACUUUCGAUAGUCAGCGUGACUGUACAAGACUAAGAACUUGCAUGUUUAUUGUGAUUUUUUUUAACCGCUUUCAAUUGAUAGCGUUUUUGGAAUGUUUUUCAACGUGGCGAAUUCAUUUAGGUGUCUUAUCCAUUGUUUCAAUCAAUCUAACUGAACAUUGAUAUACUGAAAUGAAUAUAAUUUUUCACAGGGGACAGAAGUUUAUUCAGGUUUUAGAAGAAAAACAACGUUUCAAUUUAAAAAAAUGAAGAAAAAAAAAUGUUUAGAAACCACAGAGCAUAGACCACGUGAUGAACUUGGUCACGUGACGGACUGGGUACACUAUUUGUUUUUAAGAAGGAAUAUGCAUUUUCAUUAUACCGUUUACAUUUGUACCAUUUUUUGUGCUUAAAUGCAGUCAGACCUUUAAUAGAAUGUCGACAGAUUUAGCUUACUUAUCAUUCGAUGAUGAUUGCGAUGUUUUUCCAACUCAGUAUAUGUUUAUUGUGUGGCUUGAAUAAAAAGUAAUCGGUUUAUAGUACACAGCAAUCUUAA